AUGCCAGAUAUAUCACGCAAUCGUAUCGAAAUCUGGCGUAGCGAAGUUGAGUCGCAAACAUCAUCGCAAUCGGGUGUGGCAGUAGAAAUGGGUUGGAAUGCACCGGUUGUACGACCACAGAGCUUUUGGAGGCGGGUACUCGGAUUGGGAUAUAGCGGCAGUGGCAGCGGGAGCGGCUCUCGUGGUCACGAGGUUGGAAAUGGAAGUAGAAGUGGAAGCAGAAGCAGAACUGGAAGCAGCAGGAGUGUGAGCAUAGGUAGGAAACUUGGAUUGGUGAAAGGAGAGAUCGAACGAACUGGGAUGUAUACCGUGAAGAUCAAGGGAGAUAAGGAUGAGCUCGAAAGAGGAAGGGACCUGGAGGGGAGAGAGAAAAGCGGAGAGAGGGGUGAAGGAAGUAGUAUGGAACUUGAUGGUUGUGAGGAAAGUGUGAGGGGUGGGUUGAGGGAAAGAAAAAACAGGUUAGAAAGGGCAGCUAAGCUGCUAGGAAAGAAUGAAGGACCGAGGGAGAAUAGACAGAGGAUUGUAAUGGGUUGCGAGGCAGUAUUUGGCGGAUUGGAUAACAUCAUUCAUGACACAGGAGAAUUAGCAUUAGCAUUGGACAAAUUGAUGGGUGGGGCUACCUAUGUACUACAACCUCAAAUAAGGUCACACGGUGCCUUCAAAUACCUCACGAAUAAGCCAAUACCAUCAACCUUGACCAAAUCUCUGGCUGUUGACUGUUCGAACUCAGUUGGUAACUCGGAACGGGCAUCGUGA
This is a messenger RNA of Botrytis fragariae, 756 nucleotides long. RefSeq lists its product as uncharacterized. The record is from RefSeq and is a predicted model, not a curated record. Bases 1 to 756 code for a protein of 251 amino acids. The transcript is spliced from 2 exons. NCBI's taxonomy places the organism in Eukaryota, Fungi, Ascomycota, Leotiomycetes, Helotiales, Sclerotiniaceae.